CCGCGCCCCUCUGUUCCCGGCGCUGCUCGUCGACCUUGCGGAGCGUGAAGAAGAGCCGGAGCUCCACGUCGCAGGACCUGCACCGCCUAGACCUCCAGGAUGACCUGUCCCUGGACAUCACUGAUAAUGCAGUAUGGCUCCUUAAAUUUCAACACAUUUGACCUUGAGGAGUACGAACACUACGAAAGAGCAGAAAAUGGAGAUUUAAACUGGAUAAUACCAGACCGCUUCGUUGCCUUCCGUGGGCCUCACGCAAGAUCCAGACUUGAAAGUGGUUAUCACCAACAUUCUCCUGAGACUUACAUUCCAUAUUUUAAGACUCACAAUGUCACUACCAUUAUUCGUCUGGAUAAAAGGAUGUAUGAUGCCAAGCGCUUCACGGAUGCUGGGUUUGAUCACCACGAUCUUUUCUUUGCGGACGGCAGCACCCCACCCGAUGCCAUUGUCAAAGAGUUUCUGGAUAUUUGUGGGAAUGCCGAGGGUGCCAUGGCCGUGCACUGUAAAGCCGGCCUCGGUCGCACAGGCACUCUGAUAGCCUGCUACAUCAUGAAGCACUACAGGAUGACAGCCGCCGAGACCAUCGCGUGGGUCCGCAUCUGUAGACCCGGCUCUGUGAUUGGGCCCCAGCAGCAGUUCUUGGUCAUGAAACCAGCCAGCCUCUGGAUAGAAGGGGACUACUUUGGGCAAAAGUUAAGGGGGCAGGAGAACGGAGCACAUCGGACAGCGGCUGCCCUCUCCAGACUCCUCUCGGGUGUUGAUGACAUUUCAAUAAAUAGUGUGGAGAAACGGGACAAGCAGGAACCUGAACCGUACAGCGAUGACGAGGAAAUCAGUGGAGUGACACAAGGUGACAGACUCCGGGCCCUGAAAAGCAGAAGACAAUCAAAAACUAACACUAUCCCACUCACCAAGUCUGCAUGACUGUGAAGAGUUCCUGGGUGACGAGUACUCUGACCAUGACGGAAACCCCAGGACGGUUCCCUGCGUGGUACUCUGGAAAAUGUGGCAGUCGAGGACCCCUGCCUACCCGGCGCCGCACAUCCCCAGCCAGUGGAGAGCGACACACCCACCCCUUCCCAGCCAGCUUCAUGGGCUGCGCUGUCCCCACCUGGGACCGGCCAGUUGGCUUCCAGUGGAGAACUCACGGUGCAAGGCUAUAAUGGCCACAGCAGACGUGCUCGGGCCUUGCCAGAGGGACUUCCCUGCCCCGUUCUGGUCCAUCCCAAGCCCAGUGGGCAGAGGAAGGGCAGAGGAGACCCUUCUCUUACAGAGGGCCCCUGCCUUCCUGUCCUGCCACAGCCUGCACCCGGGGUGGGGCAGCCCGUGUGCGUCUCAUCCCCGGAGGGAGGGGUCCGCUGUCACCCAGCUGGAGCCCACCCGGGACCCCUGUGCCGGCUGGGUGGCUGCGUGUCCUCAGGAGCCAUUCGGUGUCCCCUGGCAUCGUGGGCAGGACAGGAGGGGAGCUGACUGGUGGCCGCCCUGGCCCCCUCUCCCUUGGGGCCUUCUGCUGUGGCCAGGAGUGUGACCAGCCUGAGACCUGUCCCCACCUGCCCUCCCUGAGACGGAGCUCUGAGGGACCUUCAGCUCUAAUUGUCCCCUCCCUCUCCUCCCAGCGACAGUUGGCUGUCUCGGGCUAUCACCUUCCUGGACCGGCUUUUAAUGUGGCUGGGUAUCCGCAGGGACUAGACCUCUAGAGACCAUCUCCCCGACCCCGUGCUGCGGUUCCCACUGCAAUUGAAGCCUGGGCCCCAGGCCUGAGCCUCA
Molecule: messenger RNA, 1764 nt
Organism: Ictidomys tridecemlineatus (thirteen-lined ground squirrel)
Lineage: Eukaryota; Metazoa; Chordata; Mammalia; Rodentia; Sciuridae
Product: dual specificity protein phosphatase CDC14B
Biological process (GO): protein dephosphorylation
Source: RefSeq, a predicted model, not a curated record